This is a messenger RNA of Xenia sp. Carnegie-2017, 1781 nucleotides long. RefSeq lists its product as uncharacterized. The record is from RefSeq and is a predicted model, not a curated record. Gene Ontology annotation, molecular function: 2-oxoglutarate-dependent dioxygenase activity. The coding region runs from base 80 to 1645 and encodes 521 amino acids. NCBI's taxonomy places the organism in Eukaryota, Metazoa, Cnidaria, Anthozoa, Malacalcyonacea, Xeniidae. The transcript has 9 exons.
CUGAAACGGAAGGAAGACAAUUAAUGUUGGACACGUCGAUGUUUUGGAUGUAAAAUUGCUGCAGGAGAAACAGUGAAAUAUGAGCGUUUACUUGCUGAUAUAUUGUCUAAUCAUUACUAAACUGUGGAUUAUACCUUGCGAAGCGAAAUUUCCACAAGGUCACGGAGAAGUUUUGGGAAAACAUCGUCCAUCCGAUGGCCACGUAAAAAUUCUUCAUGAAAUUCCUUCACCUCAGAAGUUUUGGGAAGAACAUGCGCACUACAGGACGCCGGUUGUAUUCAAAGGCGCUGCGAAAUCUUUUCCAGCUUUUAAUCUAUGGACCGAUGAAUAUUUAGUGCAGAAAUAUGGCGAUCUAGAGGUGAAAUUGGAAGCAAAAAAGGAAAAGGAUGAAGUCCCAGUUGGAAUACAAGGCUUGGGGCGAGAUACAAUCAAAAGUUACUUGAGUAGUUAUAAGAAUAAAGAUUCAUAUAUUGUAUCUCAGUUACCUGAUCCAAUGGCAACUGAAAUAAAUGUUUUGCCAUGCUUGUCUUGUGGGACCUUUGUCAACAGGCUCAUGGAGGCAAACCUGUGGUUGAGUAGUGGGGGUACCUCAAGUAUGUUGCAUCGUGAUGCUGAUAAUGCAAUUAAUUGUUUGUUAAAUGGUACCAAAGAUUGGAUCUUGAUUGAUCCCAAACAUGAAGACAAAAUUCCAAUUGCAAAAGGUGAUUCAGGUUAUGGUGGUUUUGCAGUCCUGGAUGUCAAUAAAGUGAAUCUUCUAAAGUAUUCAAAGUUUCAAAAUGUUCCUUGGCAUUAUGCCAAUCUUACAGCUGGUGAUUGUUUGUACUUACCAUAUGGGUACUGGCACCAAGUGCGAUCUUUUGGCAAUAAAAACAUGGCCGUCUCUGUCUUGUUUUCUCGUCUGAAGCAUUUCGAGCCCAACGGUUGUGACAAAGAAGAAUACAAAUCAUAUCCUCUAGCUGAUGCAAAUAUGAUAUGGACUUAUCCUGGCCAUGGUCCUCAGACACUUGGGAAUGGUGAUCCAUUUGAAUUUAGAGACAGUAUAAUGAAAAUGAUUUCCAAGCAAAAAAUCAAGAAUGAAAAAUUUGAUAACUUUGAAAGCUUCUCUCGUUACCUCGUUAAGAUAGGAAUGAUUGACGAAGAUGAAAGAGAAAGAAAACUUCCCAAACAGUUAUACAACUUGUUCAAGAACUUUACCAACGAUAAUAUAACAUCGGAAACCUUUGCGAGUUUGUCCAUCGAGCAAGUGAAAUCAUGGAUAAAGUUGUCUGAUUUGGAUCCUGCGAACACUGAAGAAUACGAGUAUUACACUUUUUCUCAGUCUGACAUCAGUGAGAUGGUCGACACACUAAUGGAGUCUGAAGAGACUUUUGGCAAAGAAGCGUUUAAGAAUGCCUACAAGAAUUUGGGAGGCUCCGAAAAGAUUGCACUUGAAUUAUUCUCAUUAUUGGAUUCGAACAAUGACGAAUAUGUGACGGAAGACGAAUUAUCUCAAAAUGGACAAAAUGUUUUGGAUUUGUUUGAGAACGAAAGCGAAUCUGAUCCAUCUGGAUACUACUACAGCAAGGAGUUGCAAAAAGACAAAGAAAUGAUGCAAAAAGACAAAGAAACAAUGGGGAAUGUUAAGCAAGAAAAAGAUGAACUGUAAUCGUUAUCAUCAACAUGUCAAAAUGAUAUUUACACAUUAGUUAUGAAUAUCUCGUACUUUACCAAGACUUAUAGUCUUAAAUUCAUUCAUUAGCUAAGACAGUAAGUGUUGGUUUGAUUAAAACUUUCCACUUAAA